CAAGCCUGUCUGCGCAUGCGUGACACACAUCAUGUGAAAGAAACGUAAACCGGAGGAAAUUUGAUUCGUUGUAGACAUGUACAGAAGAACAAUCCUGUGUUUUCGCGGUCAGGACACUUUAAACGCAUUUCAAAGAGGAAUGUGUUGUUUAAUGCGUCGAUACGUGAGCGUCAGAUCAGAGCAUGAUAUAAAGAACUUCAUUAUAGAUAACACAGAAAUAGUGAGUGCCCAAAGUUUGACCCCAGAGAUUUCUUUAAGACUCUUCACCCCCACCUGUCGGUUCUGGACGGAGAGACCUGAAUCGUGGCCUUUUCCUGAUCCGUACUGGGCAAUAUAUUGGCCCGGUGGACAGGCGCUGGCUAGGUAUCUGUUAAAUAACCCCGAGGUGUCUGGAGGCAGAAAGGUGCUGGAUCUCGGCUGCGGUUGUGGAGCAUCAGCCAUUGCUGCCAAACUCACUGGAGCUUCCCGUGUUGUUGCCAAUGACACUGAUCCAAUUGCUGCCAUUGCCACAAAAAUGAACUGUGAACUGAACAAUUUGGACCCUUUACCUUGUGUGACAGACAACAUCAUUGGCUCAAAGCCCGAUGACUGGGACCUCAUUCUUCUCGGAGACAUGUUCUAUGAUGAAGAUCUGGCUGAUCAUCUGCAUAAGUGGCUCCAGACAUGUAUAACCACACACGGAACACAAGUGCUUAUUGGUGACCCGGGACGGGCUCAAUUUGAAGGCCACGACAUCAGAAAAUUAUUACAUAAACUGGCUUGCUUUGAGCUGCCCGACUCGGUCAAAGACGAGAACUAUGGACUAACAAAUAGCACAGUGUGGUGCUACAACUACAAACCUGAUCUAUAACAGCUAAAGCAUUCACAUAUAAGCAAACUAUGGACGUAAAUACAACCUUAUUAUAAGAAAAUGCUAACAUAAAUAUAUCAAAUUGAUGCUGUUUACUGUAAGCAAACAUGUUUAAUGGAACAUAUUCUGGAGCAGAUUACUGUUA
Messenger RNA from Sinocyclocheilus anshuiensis, 995 nucleotides. Its product is annotated as electron transfer flavoprotein beta subunit lysine methyltransferase-like. The record is from RefSeq and is a predicted model, not a curated record. The transcript is spliced from 3 exons. Lineage: Eukaryota; Metazoa; Chordata; Actinopteri; Cypriniformes; Cyprinidae. The coding region runs from base 77 to 850 and encodes 257 amino acids. Gene Ontology annotation, cellular component: mitochondrial matrix. Gene Ontology annotation, biological process: peptidyl-lysine trimethylation. Gene Ontology annotation, molecular function: protein-lysine N-methyltransferase activity.